Molecule: messenger RNA, 1748 nt
Organism: Oncorhynchus mykiss (rainbow trout)
Lineage: Eukaryota; Metazoa; Chordata; Actinopteri; Salmoniformes; Salmonidae
Source: RefSeq, a predicted model, not a curated record
UAAAUCCUUUCAACGUGAAUCACCCACGUGACUUUUUUGUGAAACUUCCUGUUCGCCGUCACCAUAGAGACACGAGCGAGGAAGACGAUGACUGGAUGAAGCGUUGGCCAAUCAGCGAGAAGAAAGAUGCUUGGAGGCGGGAACUUGUCCCUCACUGCAACGCGAGCGAGCAGAUCCUGUGACCGGUUUCGUUGCGGCUUUGGUUUUGAAAAUUGUGGGUGCCCUGAAUCGGUGAAUUACGUGUGGACCAUGCCUAUACAAUCCUUCUCCUUUCCUUUGCCUGAGACCAGGUUCUUCCAGGCUGGACAACAUGUCUACAAGUUCAAGAUCAGGGGAGGCAAUAACUGCAGUGAAGUGAAGGUGAUGGGAGAAGAGUUUGUCAAUCGGGAGUUGGAGAAUACCAUCAGAGCGGUGCUAGCCAACCUGGACUGUCUCCAGCCGUUCACUACCCCACACUUCACUGUCUACCCUUACAAGAGUAAGUGGAAGAGAGUGUCCAAGUUUAAAUUUGAGAAGAUGUCAGGAGAGAAGCUGUCUGCUUACCCCUACCUAGUCACUGUGUACAUAGAGAACAACACACACACAGUGAACUUCUCAGACCAGGGGAAACGGAGGCAAAGAAUGGCAGACUGUGUGGUAUCAGAUAGCCAGACCCCACAGAGUACAGUCGGGGGCUCUGUGACCGGUGGCAGUGAGACCAUAGAGGUCAGCGGGGGUCACGGAGAGGAAGAGGUGCAUCCUGGAGCUGUAGAGGGCGACCCGGAGGACCCUGACCUGGACUCCAAGUCUCAUGUGAGGCCAGGUUUGCUGGCCCGCCUUGUCAGUCAGGUGUUUCCAUUCUCCAUGUUCUUCAGAGAAAGCUAAGAUGCUCAGGAACAACGGCUUCUGUAACCUUCUAGAACCUCUGUUGUGAUCUGAAUGUUAAAGUUCUGUUUUAGUUUCAGGCCCAAAUGGUUACCUAUUCUGUAUAUAGUGCCCUACUUAUAAUGGUUGAUGUUAGUUCAUAGUGGAAGGCCCAAAUGGUUACCUAUUCUGUAUAUAGUGCCCUACUUAUAAUGGUUGAUGUUAGUUCAUAGUGGAAGGCCCAAAUGGUUACCUAUUCUGUAUAUAGUGCCCUACUUAUAAUGGUUGAUGUUAGUUCAUAGUGGAAGGCCCAAAUGGUUACCUAUUCUGUAUAUAGUGCCCUACUUAUAAUGGUUGAUGUUAGUUCAUAGUGGAAGGCCCAAAUGGUUACCUAUUCUGUAUAUAGUGCCCUACUUAUAAUGGUUGAUGUUAGUUCAUAGUGGAAGGCCCAAAUGGUUACCUAUUCUGUAUAUAGUGCCCUACUUAUAAUGGUUGAUGUUAGUUCAUAGUGGAAGGCCCAAAUGGUUACCUAUUCUGUAUAUAGUGCCCUACUUAUAAUGGUUGAUGUUAGUUCAUAGUGGAAGGCCCAAAUGGUUACCUAUUCUGUAUAUAGUGCCCUACUUAUAAUGGUUGAUGUUAGUUCAUAGUGGAAGGCCCAAAUGGUUACCUAUUCUGUAUAUAGUGCCCUACUUAUAAUGGUUGAUGUUAGUUCAUAGUGGAAGGCCCAAAUGGUUACCUAUUCUGUAUAUAGUGCCCUACUUAUAAUGGUUGAUGUUAGUUCAUAGUGGAAGGCCCAAAUGGUUACCUAUUCUGUAUAUAGUGCCCUACUUAUAAUGGUUGAUGUUAGUUCAUAGUGGAAGGUUUUGGAGUUUGGUUUUGAUACAUUUUGUAAUAAAUGAUCUGAU